Erigeron canadensis is the source of this 1060-nucleotide messenger RNA. RefSeq names its product expansin-A1-like. Gene Ontology annotation, biological process: plant-type cell wall organization. Bases 111 to 872 code for a protein of 253 amino acids. The transcript has 3 exons. The record is from RefSeq and is a predicted model, not a curated record. NCBI's taxonomy places the organism in Eukaryota, Viridiplantae, Streptophyta, Magnoliopsida, Asterales, Asteraceae. Gene Ontology annotation, cellular component: extracellular region.
UGUGACAUUGUUGGAUUGGUACUAUUUAAGCACCUCUAAUUCUUCACAUUUUUCUGUAUCUAAUUUAGCUUCUUCAAUUUGCCUAUUUUUGCAAUUGCACUACAAAGAAAAUGGCAAAAAUUGGCUUUCUUUUGUUAGCUUUAUUCUCUGUUCUUCAAUAUCAUGCUCAUGCAUUCACUGCUUCAGGCUGGACCAAGGCUCAUGCCACUUUCUAUGGCGGUAGUGACGCUUCCGGAACAAUGGGGGGUGCUUGUGGGUACGGUAACUUGUACUCGGCUGGAUAUGGUACAAGAACGGCUGCACUCAGCACUGCUCUUUUCAAUGAUGGUGCUGCGUGUGGCCAAUGCUACAAAAUCAUAUGCGACUACAAGGCGGACCCAAGAUGGUGCAUCAAAGGAACAUCUAUUACUAUCACUGCCACAAACUUUUGCCCACCAAAUUUCGCUCAACCUAGUGACGAUGGAGGUUGGUGCAACCCGCCACGCCAACAUUUUGACAUGGCACAACCCGCUUGGGAGAAAAUUGGAAUCUAUAGAGGUGGAAUUGUCCCCAUUAUCUACCAAAGAGUACCAUGCAAGAAACAUGGAGGUGUUAGGUUCACAAUCAAUGGUCGAGAUUACUUUGAGCUUGUUCUCAUUAGUAACAUCGCUGGUGCUGGAUCAAUUCAAUCGGUGCAAGUAAAAGGGUCGAAAACAGGAUGGAUGGCAAUGUCAAGAAAUUGGGGAGCUAAUUGGCAAUCAAAUUCAUACAUGAAUGGUCAAUCAUUGUCUUUCAUGGUAACAACAAGUGAUGGUGUGACAAAAACCUUUCCCAAUAUCGUCCCAGCUAAUUGGGGAUUUGGGCAAACGUUCUCUAGUUCGGUGCAGUUCUAAGAUGGCCGGUUUGGUCUAUGGUUUUAUGGAUGGCAGCGGCGUGCUUACUCUUUUUGUGGAAGCAGCCCGCCAUUUGGAGACAUGGUGGUCUUUGUUUUUGUCAUGUUUUUGGGAUAUUGAUGCAAUGAUAAUAAUAUUUGUAACACACACAUAGAUUUAUUACAUUGAAAGAGGUUAAGUUUCUUAUA